AUGGCUGCCCUCUCCCGCCUCAAUGGGCAGAUCUCCACCUUUCUCGCUGUUGGCUUUCUAGCCUCGUGGGUCAUUACCGCUUUGAGUUUGACCGCUAUCAAUGUUCUCAAUACUGAAGCCACUUUCACCGCGCAAGCUGCCUCCGUCAGCUUGCUCACCUUCCUCGUGUGCCGAUUGCUGGUCCGCCUUCAGCCUGUCGCUCCCACCGAGGGGAGAACCAUCGCGCAUCUCCUUGCAACAGCAGACUACGGUUCCCGACAUGGCUCGCUCAUUCUCGUCUCCUUCUGCAGCACAUGGCUGUACGAGCUGCUGACCAAAGGCGUCCUCCUGCUUCUGUUGACCUUCUUUGGCGGCGUCAUGGCGACCGUAAUCUACAACGACCCUAACUUCUCGGAAAACUGGCAGGCAGAGCCGCUAGCCGACCAGACCCAAACGACAACGGCGCUGGCUGAAAUUGAUGAGUUCAAGGAAAAGGCUGGCUUCGAUCCGACGCAGUUAUUUCGAUGGAUCCCACCUCAGGCAAUCGUCUACUUCAUCGCCCUAGUGUGGCUUAACUUCAUCAGUCUGGGGCUGUACAUUCUCGGCCAUGGACUGAAGGCGCUUUGUAGGGUCUUAGGCUUUACUGUUACGCGCAACACGAGCAAAGAUGACCGUACGGUGGAAGGGCGCUCCUGA
This is a messenger RNA of Aspergillus niger, 675 nucleotides long. RefSeq lists its product as hypothetical. The coding region runs from base 1 to 675 and encodes 224 amino acids. The transcript has a single exon. The record is from RefSeq and is a predicted model, not a curated record. Lineage: Eukaryota; Fungi; Ascomycota; Eurotiomycetes; Eurotiales; Aspergillaceae.